AUGGAAUCUCUCUCUACUGCACCAAGGGAUGAGCGCUUUCCCCACACGAACCAGACGAGGAACUGCUGGGUUCGCUACGUUGAGUGGAAACUGUGCGAAGAGAAACACGGCGAGGAAGAGUCCGAGUGCAAAAAGUUUGGUCGUUGGGCACGCGCACUUUGCCCAGUAGACUGGAUCGAGCGGUGGGAUGAACAGCGAGCAAACGGGACGUUUCCUGGGCCCUCCGGCGAGUCCUCGUGA
Molecule: messenger RNA, 240 nt
Organism: Cyanidioschyzon merolae strain 10D
Lineage: Eukaryota; Rhodophyta; Bangiophyceae; Cyanidiales; Cyanidiaceae
Product: cytochrome c oxidase subunit VIb
Exons: 1
Coding region: 1-240 (79 amino acids)
Cellular component (GO): mitochondrion; respiratory chain complex IV
Source: RefSeq, a predicted model, not a curated record